Molecule: messenger RNA, 2962 nt
Organism: Phytophthora nicotianae INRA-310
Lineage: Eukaryota; Oomycota; Peronosporomycetes; Peronosporales; Peronosporaceae
Exons: 1
Coding region: 46-1038 (330 amino acids)
Source: RefSeq, a predicted model, not a curated record
UUGUUGUUUCCAAGGACCGCACAAAGUCUUGACCACCAAUUGACCAUGUUGGCACUGCGUCGCCUUGUUUUGCUGCGUCCUGGGGUGCGUCGCGCGCUGCUAUCGACCGCCAGUGCCACCGAUGGCAACAACUUCAAGUUCGAGUCGCUGGUGCUAGAUGAGGAUCAGCUGCUACCAUCGCCCGUUGUGACGCAGCGCGUGCUCGAGUAUCUUCAGGUGGAUACCAAGGACAUCGAGCGAGUCCUCUCGACGGAGGAGAUGCGGCCGCUACCAUACAAGACGUUAUUCGCCCCGAAACUGGUGCACAAGCUCACGCCACUGGUGCGCUGGGGCUUCCAGCAGCUCGAGGGCGAUUCCCAGGCGGCCGACGCCGUGUUCGCGGCGCUAGGGCCUCACGCCAACAUGGCCAGGGGCGCUGUGUGGCGGCAGUAUUUCCAGCGUCAAUUCUUCUUAUCCGGCUCCCCGGUCCGGGCUUAUCUACGAGCCUACAAGAGCCACAGAGACGCCCUUGACGCUUCUAAAGCUCCGGUUACAGCGGAGGAGCAAGAACCUGAUGACGACGAAGACGACGACGAGGGGGGUGGCGAGGACGACGAGCAGACAGAUUCCGCCAAGAAUAAGCAGGCCACACCUAGCUGGAAGAAGGAAAUCUCAAGCAAGAACAAGGCGGUGGCCAUUCUGGCCGAGAAGAAGGAGUGGGAGUGGGUCCCACUGCACGUGGCGGCUAGUAUUGUCAAGGAGUUCUGUUUCCGCGGGCGCUUCGCCGAGGCCAUUGAGGCUUACGCUUCACUGCCUUUGACAGACAUGGUGCGUCGGGACGUGGUGGCAAUUCUGCAGGACUAUGAGCAAUACCAGUCUGUUCUGUAUCUCUACGAGGUGCAUCGCGCAAUGGGUAGUGCCGUGAAGCCGCUAGAUGUCGCGCCGGAGCUCGACGCACUCAAGAAGCUGGGUCGUAUGGAGGAAAUGGAUAUGCGAUUCCAGGAGCUGCCAGCCAAGGAGCAGAGUCGUGCAGACGUUCAGAAGCUUAUGGACAAUUGAACAAAGGCAUUGUGAUAGAAACUCACACAACUCUUCCUCGUUACCUCGUUAUAGAAAUCAAAAACGUCGGGGAAUUCUACCUCCUAGACAUCCGACACUAUUUCACAAGUAUACCGAUGCUCUUACAAGACGGUGGUGUUGUGGUUGGUCGCGGUCAUAAGGACCGAGUGGUCUGUGGGGCCAUCGCGCAUGGUGUUGAGGACGGGCGUCUUGUUGUCCAUCUCGUCGAACGCCUGCUUCUUCUUCCGGAUCACCACGAUGGCGGCCACGGCGAUCAUACCCACAGCUGCACCGAUGCACACAACAACAUAGGCAGUGCUUCCAGAGCUGCCCUCAGAGGAUUGCGUGUUGGCCUGCUGGACUGCUCCAUUGUCAUUGCUCGUCUGCAUGACCGACGAAGGAGUGGUCUGUACACCUCCCUUCUCGUACGAAGCAGGCGCGGGGGUGACGCUAACCUGCGUGGUGGGCUUACUGCCUGGCUCAUUGUCAACAUCACUGCCGGACUUGUCGCCCACAUCCACGCCACUGGAGCCGGAGGUCUCGUUGUGAGCACCGACCUGGCCAACAAAGUCGUUCCACUGGCUGGCACCGGCAUCGUCAUCAUCCGUAGCAGAAACACUCGAAGCCGACGGCGCCUUAGUGGGAGGCAUUGUGGGUGUUUCGGUUGGAGGAAGCGUGGGCGCUUCAGUGGGAGGAAGCGUUGGAGCUUCAGUAGGAGGAGGCGUAGGAGCUUCGGUCGGUGGUUGAGUAAGAGCUUCGGUGGGCGGUUGAGUAGGGGCCUCGGUCGGUGGCUGAGUAGGAGCCUCCGUAGGGGGCUGCGUCGGUGCUUCUGUCGGAGCUUGGGUGGGCGUGGCCGUCGUGGGUGUCGGUGCAGUGUACUGCUGCACAGUGUUCUGGGCCUCGUUUCCAACCUGGUUGACGGUCUGGUCAACCGUCUGCGUCGCACCCGAGGACCCACCUGGGCAGAACGUCACGGUGAAGUCAACCGAGCUGGGGCAGGAGUGCGUCUUAGUGUCGUCCGCCGGGUACUGGUAGGCGUCAUUGCAACCAUUCUCCAUGCACGUGAGUGACACACAGCGACUGCCGUCCGGCUGGCUUGGCUCGAUGUUCAUGGCGACGUUGAAGCCGACACCACCCGUGACAUCCAUGCAUUCCUCCAGACUACCACAGUUGCCGGGGCCCUGCUUCUCACCCGUUGGGAUAAUACUGAUGUCGUACCAAGCAGCAUUGUUGUCAGCCGAAAACUCAGCCAGCGUUGCCUGGCCGCCCGUGCCCUUGCGGUACACGUAGGCACCGCCAGGGGAGACCGUGCGCGUGCUGGAGCCGCCAGGUUGGAGCUUCUCCGUAGUCUUGGAGUCGAACACGUCGAUGGAUUCGGAGCAGGAGUUCACGAGGGUGACCUCAAAGGCCUGAGCCUGGGCAAAUAGACCAAGGGCCACAGCCACCACGGCACUCAUGGAAGAGUGCCAAACCAUGUUUUUCAGGAUGUACUUUUCAGUUGGAAUGUAAUACGCGGAGGCUGCGAAGACCUUCCGUGUGCUUCUCUCUCUGUCGGUAAAACGUAGAGUGGGGGACUAACCAUCAUGAGCAAACGCGCUUGAGCCUCGAGAUGCGGGAAGGCAGGGUGCAAUUGGUGCCUCCCCAUUGUAGUGUCGGAACGGCAUGAUAAGUUCCUCUACAAUACCAGUAGUCAAAUUGAGUCAAAAAUUGGACAGCAAACCAUCUCCCGAGAUAAUCUCGGGCACAGCAAAGCCAUCGAACUGCAAGAUAAACGCGUUAUCGUCCUUUUGUGCUGUGCGAGAGCUCUUCGAGACGGGCGUGUCCUUACAAUCAGCAUGCAGACUCUUCUCUCCACCGAAGAGAGUACGUAAAGGUCGAAACCUGUGGCCGUUUGCAUCGUGAAGUAAAGGGAUCCCUUCGGGGG